Peromyscus eremicus (cactus mouse) is the source of this 1410-nucleotide messenger RNA. RefSeq names its product solute carrier family 7 member 13-like. The record is from RefSeq and is a predicted model, not a curated record. Gene Ontology annotation, biological process: amino acid transmembrane transport. Bases 1 to 1410 code for a protein of 469 amino acids. Lineage: Eukaryota; Metazoa; Chordata; Mammalia; Rodentia; Cricetidae. The transcript has 4 exons. Gene Ontology annotation, molecular function: L-amino acid transmembrane transporter activity. Gene Ontology annotation, cellular component: membrane.
AUGCAGCUCUUGAGAGCGGUAGGAUUCAUCUAUGGAAACAUGCUUUUGCUUAGUUCCACCCUAGGGACAGGGAUUUUGUUUGUGUCUCCGAAAGGAGUAUUAAAAUACUCCUCACUGAACAUCCCUGUCUCCCUAAGUAUUUGGGCAGGUUGUGGCUUGCUGAACAUGAUGCAGGCUCUCUGUCUUGCAGAGUUGGCAACCACCUUCCCUGUGAGUGGAGCACCUUAUUAUUUCCUCAAGAGAUCUUUUGGAUCCUCUGUUGCUUUCCUAUGUCUUUGGAUACAGCUUUUUGGUCAUUUCCUAGGCAUUGGUGCUCUAUGCUUCCUAAUAGCUAGUAAUCUAGUUCAACUUUUCUAUUCUGGAUGCCCAGCUCCAGAGUUCCCAAAGAAAUGUCUCGCUUUGGCUGUUUUAUGGUCAUUUGGAAUUCUCAAUGCUCGAGGGAUAAAAACAGUGGCUCAAUUUCAGACUAUCAGCAGUCUCGUGAAGAUGACUGUUCUUUGUUUCAUUUCUCUAACUGGGAUUGUGCUGUUAGUGAUUGGGAAAAAGGAGAAUAUAUCCAGAUUUGAAAAUGCACUGGAUGCUGAACUUCCUGAUGCCUCACAGAUUGCAGAUGCCAUUCUCCAAGUAAACUAUUCAUAUUUAGGAGUACCACUCCUGAUCAACAUAGCAGGAGAAAUAAAAAGCCCUACUGAUACAAUUACAAGAUCUGUAAUAUCUGGCCUGUCCAUUGUGACUCUGUCAUACUUACUGACUAAUAUAUCAUACUUGGCAGUUCUGACACCACAGGAAAUCAUCUCUUCAGAUUCUAUUGCUGUCACAUGGAUGGACAAAGUCUUCCCUUCUGCACAAUGGGUACUUUCUUUGGGGAUCUCAACAUCACUGGUGACCAGUGGUUCUUCUGGAAUACUUUCAGCAUCAAGAAUAUUUUACUGUGCAAGUCAAAAUGGACAAUUACCUGUCAUCUAUUCAAUGCUUAAUGAUCAUCACUCUCCAGUUGUAGCAGUCAUCCUGACUACCAUUUUAUCUUCUAUUGCAAUAAUAGCUUCAGAUUUAAUCUACCUAGUGAAAUAUGUGACGCUAGGAACAUCGUGUGUAAAUUUGCUGAAUGUGAUAGGGUUGCUUAAACUAAGGUACCAGAAGCCUGAUCUACCAAGACCUUAUAAGGUGUGGCUUCCACUUAUAUUUGGAUCAAUAGCUUCAUCACUUUUUCUCAUUUUCAUGCCAGUGAUUCAGUCUCCUAAUAUGGAGCAUGUCUAUCAGGUUGUCUUUCUUUUCUGUGGAUUUCUUUGUUACUGGCUUCAAGCUCACCUUCAUAGACAUGCUGUAUGUUUUGACACAAUCACUUGUUACUGUCAAUUGCUUUUCAAUGUCUCACCAUCUGAGGACCAAGAUAAAUUAAUUCCUUCCUAA